Molecule: messenger RNA, 1622 nt
Organism: Dendronephthya gigantea
Lineage: Eukaryota; Metazoa; Cnidaria; Anthozoa; Malacalcyonacea; Nephtheidae
Exons: 10
Coding region: 113-1567 (484 amino acids)
Source: RefSeq, a predicted model, not a curated record
UUGUGAAUUUCUUUAUCUGCAGCAACUUUGGUUAUCUGUUUGAAACGGAGAGACGUUUAAAAACACGCAUCUUUGAUCUAGUUCAGGUGAAUCGUUACCUACUGCGGGAAAUAUGGCCGAAAGUAAAGAUGAAGAUGUUAAUCUAGAGCGUCCUAAAGUGCCGACAGAUGACAAAACUAGUCGUGACGACGAUAACACAUACGAUCAGAUUCCACCUUUACUAAGGACGCACGCUGAUGGGGAGAGUACUGAAAGGAAUCAGACUCUCGACCUAGUUGAAAUUGUAGAAAAGAUUUCGAAUAUGCCGAACACAGAUGAUUGUCCAAGACCUACUUCCAAUGCACCUAUUAAGCUGAAAGGUGAAAAUAUCCGUCGUUCAUUUGAUUAUUCCUCGCACUCAGACUCAGAACUCUCUAAAAAGACCAACGUUGGUAAAGAGGUUUCAGAACUAGAUGAGAUAGAUGAGAAUGUGAAUAGAAGAUCUCAAUUAAAGAAUGAUCCUACAAACAGUUAUGACAACUCAAAGCCUACUUCUAAUGAUUCUCCUUUUCCUCCCAACUUACCAACCAGAGAUUACCACAAAGCUUUUACAUCCGAGGAUAGAAACAUUUUGCAAAAAGAAAUAAAUGUUAAAAAACUCGGAGAGAAAAUAAAUGAAUUUAAAAGCAAAACAAAAGAGUUCAUUGAUAAAUUUGCAAGUACUAAAGACGAAGAUAGAACAGCAGAAGAAAUCUUUAUCAUCACCCAUCUUUUAAAUAAUUCUGAUCCUAAAUCUCCAAUAUUGGAUGGACAACUUGACCAGUUGGCAAUGCUUGCUUGCUGUGACAGCUCUCGCGUAGUGAAAAGAGCGCUUGAUGUUCUGCUAAAUGAAAUAUUUUUAAAUAUUUCAGAUUUAUCGGUGGAUCGUUGUAAAAACGUAUUGGAGGCGGAAGAAGUUCUUCGCUCAACGUUUUUUCACUUCAUAGAUGUGGAUCGAUAUAAAGCCAAGUGCCACAGGAUGACGACGUAUGCCUGGCUAAUUACGUUAGUCCUUUUGAAGUUUGGCCAAAAGGAAUUUGCCGAACUACAACAAAAAAUGAAACAAUUUGACCAAAGAUUAAGCACACUCAUGAAGCAAAAGGAAAAGAAUGAACAAAGUCUUUACCGGUAUGGUAUUUGUCUUGCCAAAGAAAGUAUCAAAAAAAUUCUUCAGUCAUCUUCUAAACGGGAUGUAGCGGAAUUCCUCAAGCACAACAUCAAAAAGUGUGAAAACCUUGUGAAAGACAAGUUAGACAAGGAUGAAGUAAAGAAGCUUGGUGAAGAGUUUAGUGAUGCAGACAGUUGGUUGAAUAUUCAUGUGUGCCUUGUAUUUUUGCAAGAUUUACCCAAGCAUUAUCAUUUCCAAGACAACCCAAGACCUGUGAUUCUAAUACAGAUGUUAGUUGCAGACUAUCGCGGGCGCUUCAGUACCUCGAAAAUCAAGAAUUUCUUUAGAAAUCAAAGACCUGGUUGGCAGUUUGAGUUGUUGGUUUAUCGGGUGAUGCUUAGAUUGAUUAGAACAUCAAACAACAAAGAAUCGUGGCGAUAGACGGCAAUCAAUGGGGGCCCUCUGGAGCCCCCAACGGUCGGGGGCCCUUAGUUCU